AUGAUAUUUUUAGGUUACUUCUUGAUAUACGUUGUCCGUUAUAACCUAAGUGUGCAUCUUGUCGAUAUGGUCCAAAUGUCAAAGAGAGAGAUCGAGAGAAUAACAUUGAAAAGUGGGAGAAAUGAUUCUAUUCGUAAAGUUUUUGAUUCUAGAAAAGGGACAAUUAUAGACGUCAUGUUUUGGGACGAAAUUAAAAUGGCACAACUAUUUUCCGCUUACCAUAUUGGUUAUUGCGUUUGUUUUCCUAUAUUCCACAACAUUGGUGAUAGAAUUGGACCUACAUGGGUGGUAGGCAUAGCUGGCAUGGUGUCAGGUAUUCUAAAUUGCCUUACGCCUGCCUCUGCUUACCAUCACUUCUGGUCAUUUUUUCUAGUACGCGUCAUAAAGGGAUUCUGUGCGGGUGCUAUGUUACCCAGCAUGGUUCAAGUCCUAAGGCAUUGGGUGCCGCCAUUCGAACGAAACCAUUUCAUGUGGGCCUACUGUGGAAUAACAACUGGUACAUGUUCAACAUUCUUGAUAUGUGCUGCUGUCCAUUUCUACUCUCGAUGGCCAGUGGGCUUCUACGUGUGUGGGACCAUGCAGAUAAUGUGGUCAACCGCUUGGGUUUUUGCCGUCAGUGAUUCUCCGAGAAAACAUCCCUGCAUAUCUGAUGAGGAAUUGGAAUAUUUAAAUAAUACAAUUGGUAAUGUGUUUACGAUUAAGUUAACCAAUACUCAAGCUCCUUGGAGAUUAAUUUUAAAAUCGGUAGCUUUUUGGGCUUUAUGUGUUUUAAAUUUUGGAUACGCUUGGAUAAUAAUUUCGCUGUGCAUACACGGCCCGCUGUAUUACACUCAAGUUCUAAAGUACACUUUAUAUCAAGCGUCCGCUCUAACAGCGCUACCUUUUCUAUUGAGAUUAAUACUGGGUACGAUUAUAAUUCAGUUGUUUUACUAUUAUAAACAAAAUGAAAAAAUUAAAAGAAUUAAAUACAUACGAAAAUAUAUAAUAUUUGUUUCUCAUGUUAUACCUGGCAUAAUGAUAUCGAUAUUGUGGUUAUUUCCUGCAAUACCCGGACCGACUAUUUUGACAUUAGCAGUUGCGCUUACUGCUGCAGGAAUGGAUAGCACUUUUGACAUUUGUUAUGAAUUAACACCAAUGUACGUGAAUUCUGUAAAUACAGUUAUUAAAAUUAUUGGAAAUACAUCUGGCAUCAUCGUUUCUCUAUGCGUAGGAGAAGUUACGUAUAAAUACAAAAACACAGUAACUGUAUGGAAGAAUAUUUGGUGUUUUCAUGCCACAAUUCUAUUACUGUGCGGGAUAACAUUUUUAAUUUGGGGCGAAACAGAUGUACAAACUUGGAAUUCAUUAAAAAAUAGGUGUUGUAUACCGAUAUAUUAUGUAUUUUACCGUUAUUUAGACUGUAUAUGUUAA
This is a messenger RNA of Papilio machaon (common yellow swallowtail), 1410 nucleotides long. Its product is annotated as sialin. Gene Ontology annotation, molecular function: transmembrane transporter activity. Gene Ontology annotation, biological process: transmembrane transport; monoatomic anion transport. Gene Ontology annotation, cellular component: plasma membrane. The coding region runs from base 1 to 1410 and encodes 469 amino acids. The record is from RefSeq and is a predicted model, not a curated record. Lineage: Eukaryota; Metazoa; Arthropoda; Insecta; Lepidoptera; Papilionidae. The transcript has 10 exons.